Messenger RNA from Apis laboriosa (Himalayan honeybee), 2579 nucleotides. Its product is annotated as putative leucine-rich repeat-containing protein DDB_G0290503. NCBI's taxonomy places the organism in Eukaryota, Metazoa, Arthropoda, Insecta, Hymenoptera, Apidae. The transcript has 4 exons. The record is from RefSeq and is a predicted model, not a curated record. Bases 189 to 2348 code for a protein of 719 amino acids.
UUGUGAUAAAUGUUUAAAGUGAUAAAUAUUUUAGUAAUUGACAUCGUUCUAAAUUAUAAAAUAUUUUAUUCUUACUCAUUCAUUCUUUAUUUUAAAUAUUAAUAUAUUAUUGUUGAAAGGUUUAAAAGUGAUAAUAGAGGUUAAGUUAUUGAAUAAUUUUCAAUAUUAUUGAAAAAUUUUAUUAUACUAUGGAAUCGAAUGAAAUUACUUGGAAAUUAGUACCAAAUACAGUUGCAAGUAGAAUGAUAGAUUUUUCUUUAAUACACAAGCUAGUACCAUCUAGAAAAAUACGUCAAAGAAAUAAAGCUAUGAAUAUUGCAAUUAAACAGUUUCAGAGUUUAAAAUCAUAUAGUCAAUAUAUUAAAAUGAAAACUUCAAUUCUUCGAAAUUUGUCAGAUGAUAGUGAAACUGAUGAUAAUGUAAGUUUUACAGAAGAUGAUUAUAGUAUUUUAUAUAAAUCUGAUCUAAGUUUAACAGACUACAUAAUGCAAAUGUCUAACAAAAAUGAAAAGUAUACUUAUGAGUCAGAAUUUGAGACUAAUAAAGAUAAUAUUGUUUCUAAUUCAAAAACUAAGAAAACAUAUGUAGAAAAACGCAAAAGAAAAUCAUCAGAAACUAUAAAUUUAGGUUGGCAAAAAAUUAUUAAAAAAAGAAUUAAAGAUUCUUCUUUUGAAACAAAAAAGACAAAUAUAAAUGAUUUAAUAUCUUCUAAUGUAACUUCUUCUCUUAUAAAUGCUAACACACAAGAUAAUUUCAAGAUUGAUGCAAACUGUUCUAAGGAAAGUAUUUUAAAUCUAUCAAAUGAAAUGUCAAUAAAUAAUGAAAUUUAUACUGCAGAAAAAAUUAAAGAUAAAUGUUCCAGAGUUCCAGAUUCAAAUAAAGUAAAACAUGAUACAAUUGUAGUACAUGAAACAAUAAGCAAAAAUAAUGAGUUAGAAGUAUCAAAUCUUAUGAUGAAUAAUAUUGAUGAAAAAUUUCAUUCAAAUGAAAAUUAUUCUUAUAAAUUAUUUGAUGAUUCUAAUACAGAAACAGUAAAAGAAAUCAAGAAAGAAAUGGCAUCAUUAUCAGAUCAUAUUAAUGAAAAUCAAAAUCCUAAUGAUUCUUGUAUAAAUAAAAAUAUACUUUUGAUUCAAAAUAAUUGUAAUCAAUCAGAGAAAAAUUUAAUUAGAAAAGAAUUGAAAGAUCAACUUUUAAUUAUAGGCAAUACAUAUCAACCAAAGGAUUCAGGUAUUGAAGAAGAUUCAGAGGAAGAAAUUUCAGAUCAUAAAAAAAAACAUUAUAAAAAAGUUAAAAACACAAUUCAAAAUACAGAACAAAAUAUAUCAACUACUACUUCUCCACAACCCACAAUAAAUUAUAAAAAUAAUAUGAUAGAUUGUGAUAACAAUUCUGAAAGGCACAUGCUAAAUAAAUCAGAUAUUAAAGAUAUAAUAUUACAUGUAGAUAAAAAUAUAAAUGAAAUAGAAUAUAAGAAAAAGAUAGAAAAGCAUAAAGUACAACCCAAAGUUACUCAUACAGAAAUUGUUAAUAGGAAGUAUAAAAUAAUAUGCGAUACAUCUGCAUUUGAUAAUCAUAGUGAAUCAGAAGAAUUAGAUUUUCAUGAUGAAAAUUAUGAAAUACAGGAAGCACAACAAAUAAUGGAAGAUAGUAUUUCUUCUAAUAAACGAUUGCAACAAUUAAGAAGAUUAAAUUUAACUAUAGAUAGUAACUCUAGUCUUAGUGAUAAUGAUGAUACAUAUUGUAAUGUUGAGAAUAUGAGAAAUAAGCUAUUCGAACGAUCUAAAGAAUCAGUAGAUACAUUAAAUAGUGAAGAUGAAGAUAUAAAUUCCAAACAUGAAAUUUCAAUGAAAUUUGAUGAAAAAUUACAAAAUAAUGAUAAAUAUAUUCAACAUAAAUCAAAUUCAUUAAAUAAUGCAAUAAGUCAUAAUUUUAACAAAAAACAAAAUGUGAGAAAAUUAAAUAAAAAGAAUUUAAAAAUAAAGUGUACAGUACAAUCAGAAAAUGCACAAUCAUCAAUAUGUGAUAGACCAUGCAAUUUACAGGAAUUAAUAGAAAAAGAAAGUUUAGUACUUGAAACAACAAUACCUUCUUUUACCCUUAAGGACAUAGAAGAGGAUGAUGUUUUUAUUAUUGACAUUCCUUCUACGGUACUUGAAAGUGAAUUAAUAGGAAAUAAAAUAGUUUUGACAGACAAAAAAUUAAAACUUGGAAAAAAAAAAUACAAAGUUGAAUGUAAAAGUAUAGAUAAUACAUCUUGGGUUUUUGCUAGUGGAAAAGUUCACAAACCCUACAAAAUAGUAAAUAUUAAACCAAUGAUAAGAGCAGUAACAGGAGAAAAAAUUACAUAAAACUCAUUUGUCCAAAUUAAGCAAAAUUUGUUAAGCAAAAUAUCAAAAAAUGUUCACUUAUCUAAUAUACAAAAUAUUUAAAUAAUGAAAAUGUAAUGAUAAUGUAAGUAAUUUGUGCAAUUAAUUUAGAAAUUUAUCUAUUUAUAUUUUUAUAAGAAUAAUUUAUAUCAUAAUUUUGCAUAAUUUUUCAAUAAUGAUAAUUUUAAAAAUAAUUUUAAAAAUUUAUGAUUA